Messenger RNA from Solanum stenotomum, 717 nucleotides. RefSeq lists its product as uncharacterized. Gene Ontology annotation, cellular component: cell wall; apoplast. The coding region runs from base 1 to 717 and encodes 238 amino acids. The record is from RefSeq and is a predicted model, not a curated record. Lineage: Eukaryota; Viridiplantae; Streptophyta; Magnoliopsida; Solanales; Solanaceae. Gene Ontology annotation, biological process: systemic acquired resistance. The transcript has 4 exons.
AUGAAAGGAAGAAGUGGUAAAAAUUUAAAGAAUUUUUUGGCCAAGGGGUGGUGGCCGGCGGCGGCGGUGACGGCGGUGGCGGUAGCCGGCCGGCGCACACCCCAAAGUACCAUUAUAGCAACAGCUAGUGAUCCUCUAUGGGCUGAUGGAAAAAUAUGUGGAAAAACAUUUAAUCUAACAUGUACUGGACCAAAUCUAGUACCACACCCUUGUACUGGCAAGAGUAUUGUUGUGAAGAUUGUUGAUCAUUGUCCUGGAUGUGGUGGAACACUAGAUCUCUCUAAAGAGGCUUUUUCAAUCAUCGUGAAUCCUGUGGCCGGUAUUAUCAAGAUUGAUUACGUCUAUAAAAAUAAUUUUAUUCUCAUUAUUGGUCUUGUGGCAACUUUGUUCUCCCUAGCUUUGGCUACACCAGGGACUGCAACAUUUUAUACAAAAUAUGUUCCCUCAGCGUGUUACGGAAACAAGGCCCAAGGUACAAGAAUAGCAGCAGCUAGUGAUUCUCUAUGGGGUGGUGGAAAAAUAUGUGGAAAAACAUUUAAUGUGACAUGUACUGGACCAACAAAUCCAGUGCCACACCCUUGUACUGGCAAAAGUAUUGUUGUGAAGAUUGUUGAUCAUUGUCCUGGAUGUGGUGGAACCCUAGAUUUAUCUAAAGAAGCCUUUUCAACUAUUGCUAAUCCUGUGGCCGGUGUUAUCAAGAUCAAUUAUGUUCAGUAA